Molecule: messenger RNA, 3688 nt
Organism: Hemibagrus wyckioides
Lineage: Eukaryota; Metazoa; Chordata; Actinopteri; Siluriformes; Bagridae
Gene: slc39a9
Product: solute carrier family 39 member 9
Exons: 7
Coding region: 656-1576 (306 amino acids)
Biological process (GO): zinc ion transport; transmembrane transport
Cellular component (GO): membrane
Molecular function (GO): metal ion transmembrane transporter activity
Source: RefSeq, a predicted model, not a curated record
GUGUCCGCAGCCUGCCAGCGUUACAGCGUUUCCCAGCUGGCGCUUAGCCGAGGCUGAAAUGAGCAGCUAUUAAUGCAGCGAUUGCGGAAUUGUGGCGGAGAUUUAAUCUCUAACAUUAAGGAGAUUCAUUUAAGAAUAAUGUCUUUGAAUACAGUCUCAUAGAAAGCUAAUUAGACGACAGGUUGCUCGUCGGAUAGGUAGGCUAGUUUAUUGAGGCUUUAGGAAGUGCUUUAAGUGAGGGAGCUACAGGUUUUUUUUUUUUUUUUUUGCCACUGUGGCAGCAGCAGAAACAGAACCGCCUGAGUGGACUUGGUCGUGUUUAUUUAUCUCAUUGUGGCUGCUGCAGUCUGUAUACAAAAUAUACUCUGAAUUACACGGGUUUCAAACGCUUUAAAGACCUCCGUUGCGCGUGCUAAUUUGCUAACCAGUGCGAAUUGUUUUAAUUAAAUCGCCCUCGGUUUGUUUACAUUGCCGGAUUCAUUAGCCUUGACCGUGCAUCCGAGACGUUUAAUCUAUCAAGCUACAGUGUCGUGCUGGUGCUUCAUACAGCAGCUUUAAUACACAAGAUACAGAAGAUUUUGAUUGACGUUAGCUAGCAGAGGCUAGCUAGUAGGUUUGUAGUGAAGCUAGGCUAGGAAAUCCGACCCGUGCGGAAAUGGACGACUUUAGCUCAAUAAGCCUGCUUUCACUGGCGAUGUUAGUGGGAUGCUAUGUGGCAGGAACAAUUCCUCUGGCUGUCAACUUUUCAGAGGAAAAGCUGAAGCUGGUGACAGUGCUGGGAGCAGGUCUCUUAUGUGGUACUGCCCUGGCUGUCAUUAUUCCUGAGGGAGUCCAUGCACUGUAUGAGGAGGUGCUGGAGGCAGGACACCACGUUCACGGUCAGGUCGAGGUGUCCGCGCCGGAUCAGAAGGCCGCCGAGUCGGUGGUAGGGCAGAGUCACGACCACGCACACAGCCACGAGGAGCUCCAUGCCUUCAUUGGGUUCUCUCUGGUGUUGGGAUUUGUCUUCAUGUUGUUGGUGGACCAGAUUGGCAGCUCACACAUACACAGCGGUGAUGAUCCCGAGGCAGCGAGAGCAGCCAGCUCUAAAAUCACCACCACACUUGGCUUGGUUGUCCAUGCUGCAGCUGACGGAGUUGCACUUGGAGCAGCAGCUUCUACCUCUCAGACUAGCGUCCAGCUCAUCGUAUUUGUCGCCAUCAUGCUUCAUAAGGCUCCCGCUGCCUUUGGCCUCGUCUCAUUCCUAAUGCACGCAGGUUUAGAGAGGAACCGGAUCAGAAAACACCUGCUGAUCUUUGCUUUGGCUGCUCCUGUUCUGGCUAUGAUCACCUUCCUAGGGCUCAGCCAGAGCAGUAAAGAGGCGCUGUCUGAUGUCAACGCCACAGGAGUGGCCAUGCUGUUCUCAGCCGGCACCUUCCUCUACGUCGCCACAGUGCAUGUCCUACCAGAAGUGGGAGGCACAGGCGGACACAGCCACUCAGCCAGUGGAGGAAAAGGACUGAGCAAGGUGGAGGUGCUGGCACUCGUCAUAGGCUGCCUCAUCCCUCUGGUGCUCUCUGUCGGCCAUCACCACUAAAAAGGGGGGGAAAAAGACUUGUGAACAAGGGACUUUUUAAAGUGAUGGCCGGUUGAUCUCCUCAUGCCUCUCUGUAUGGAUCAGAUCUGUGGCACAGAAAUGGACUUGUGGCACAACACAGGCAUGAUCACAUGACCAUAACCCCCAAGUGCUACGUGCUGAUAGCAGGCAUUAACCUUACAUAAACAAGUGACACCACAGGUUCAUGCUUUUUAUGGAGCUCUUUUGUUUUUUUGUUUUUUUUUGCCUCUACACACAUUGUUUUCUUUUUCUCUCAUUGUGGUUUCUGAAAUGUUUCUCUUUAAAAAAAAAAGUAAUGGUGAGCUACAUCUUUUUUUUUUUUUUAAUAUAAUGUGUAGUGAACUGCAUAACAAUUUUGAGUCAUGUGAUGGAGGUACCUUUUCUCUGGCUAUGUGAUUCCAUGGUUUUAUUGUUUUGUUUUGUUUUGUUUUCUUUACAGAACAGUAUGGAUACAACAAAAUGCAUUUAUCUAGGUUGUUCACUUGUGACUUAUAGUGUUCGUCAUCUGAGCUUCAGAUUAGACUCCAUUUCUGAGCUGUAUGGCCAUAACACGUAGACUGGGGCGUCCAAUUUUAUCCAGAAAGACACGAUGUCGGGGCAGGUUUUUGUUCCAAUCAAGCAGGAGCCAAACCUGAUUCCACCUGUUUAAUGAGUUGGUCUUGGCUUUCAAUAGACUCUCGGGUUUGGCUGUUACUUGGAUGAAAUGAAAACCUGCACCCACUCCGACCCUUUCUGGAUAAGAUUGGACACCUCUGAUGUAGACAUUUGUGCAGCAAUAGUUUUUCCAGCAUACUUCUUGUGGUUGAUUGAUUAGUAUUUUCUGUGCUAAUGAAUUGAGUAGGAGGAUUUUGUUUUUUGUUUUGUUUUGUUUAAUUUAUCAUCUUGAACAAAUAGUCAGAAAGAGUAUUAGAUUUAGUCACUAUAUAAAGCAUCCUCUUAAUAUCUAUUUUCUAAUCUGCCAAAUUUUUUAUAUUUCAUUUUUAAACAGUGAAACAGAAAUGGUGUCUGUUUUGCUGGUGGUGAAAAGGUGAAAAGAUGCAAGGCUUUUAUACACACGAGGGACCAUACGUGAAGUUAGGUGAUGAGUGGUAGAAUGGUGUAUAAUUAUUUACCAGGCCAGCUAUUUGAAUACCAGUUUAAAACGACGGUGAAGCUGGCUGGCUUGAAGGAACUGCUCAAGCUUUUUUACUCGUUUGUGUUUGUUACGCGUCACUCACACUCAGCUGCUGUUCAUUUUGAGGAGCAUCUCUGAGCUCUGCUGAUGUGGUCAAAGUGAAAUGCUUUUACUGUAAUUAUUGUGGUGCCUGCCCCAAUGCAGAGCCUCUGUAUAUAAUGCAUUGUGUACAAAUAACAGUCAGAUGAGCUUAAUGAAAUCUUCACUUGUAGCCCUCCUGUACUGAGUUUACACUCAGCAUUUUAGUACAGUUAAUAAUGGCAAGGAUAACGGGGUUGAUUGAAGUGAUGGGUAAGGGAAUGUAAUAAAUUUACAUUGAAUCACAAUAAUGCUACAUGGGGUUAUUUUGUGUCAAAAUUAUGAAACCCGAUUUAUUUAGAAUCAUACAUUACCAUGCAGGGCUGUAAAAUGAGUAGAUUUUUGAUUGGAAAAAUUUCCGAGUGAAUUAAAUGUGAUUAUGGCAUUUGAAACAUUUAAAGAUUGAUAUUUUAGGACCACUGGCUUACAGUGUAUGUGCAAUAUGUUGAUAUAAUUUUAAAAUAUUAAUGCUUUUUAUCAGAGGUCAAACAAUGGAAUUUGUGCCUGUUUUGUUGUGCCUAUGUUCAGCAUUGAAUGUCUUUGUAAUGUCACACUUUACAAUGGUGAUUAAGGGGCUUUAAGAAUUUGUAGGGGUUUGUAGUAUUUCUGUUUUUACCUAUCUUAGCUCUCUGUGAUGCCCCAAGUGUUUGUUCAUCCAACAGAGGGAAAAACAAAUGUCUCACACUGAAAGCCAACAGCGUCCUCACUCACUUUAUACCAAACUUGAGGCGACAAAAUAAUUUAUUUGUUUAUACUGAUUUAAAAAUGCCCCGUAAGUCAAUUUCCUCUCUGCCAGCGGACUGGAAGGCCAGUGUAAUGGUAAAAAGGGUAACGAAUAA